This is a messenger RNA of Colias croceus (clouded yellow), 1236 nucleotides long. Its product is annotated as enkurin. The record is from RefSeq and is a predicted model, not a curated record. The transcript is spliced from 4 exons. The coding region runs from base 251 to 1015 and encodes 254 amino acids. Gene Ontology annotation, molecular function: calmodulin binding. NCBI's taxonomy places the organism in Eukaryota, Metazoa, Arthropoda, Insecta, Lepidoptera, Pieridae. Gene Ontology annotation, cellular component: acrosomal vesicle.
GGUGAUUCGGAUAGCCCUCUAGGUCCUCUACCUCCCAGCUUCCGUUCAUCACUACUUUUUGGGACACCUGUAUACUGUUUCCAAACUGUUUCCAAUGGUAAUUCGAAUUCGUGUCGUUUCCAUGACAACACAUAACGUCAACUUUGUACCGUGUAUUCUUAUAAACUUCUUUCCAAUAAUCAUUACGUAUAAUAAAUAAUACGUCUUAUGACUAACUAUUUUAACAAAAUUGAAAAUUAAUAUUUAAACGAUGUCAAUCGUGGAAAUUACACAACAUGAUGAAAUCAUAUACACGAUAUUGGAUGAACCUCCUCCUGAACCCCCCAAAACACCCAGAUAUGAGUCUAAAUUGGAAAAGCAAUUAAAAGAAACUAAGAUUCCUCCAACCCGCCGCGAUUUUGGAUAUGCUGAAACACCUCUAAAAAAACCUGAUCGGUUUUUGAAAAAAGGUGAGGGAAUUGGACAGCCCUUAAAAAAAUCGGACCAUAAAUGCUUUGUGUCUGGAAAUCUCCCUCCUGUUCCAAAACGUCCUCCACCCGGGAAGCACCCAGAAAAGCCUAACAUCAAUUUCAAAGUUGUAAAUAUUAAAAAGGCGAUAAAAACAAAACCUAAAGCCGUUGAGCCCAGACUAGUGGAUACUAGAGAUGGCCACGUAAAAAAAAUAAAAGGUUCAGGAGAAGUUCCAGAAUUCUGUUUACGACCUGAUUUUGGAAGAAUGCCUGCAUACUUAGUUAAAAGAAAUAGAAAAAAUCAGAGAGAAAUUGAGAAAAUUAGAUACGCUGAAGAACACAAGGAGAGCCUUUGUAAACUUAUUAAUGAAGAAGAACGAAAGAAGCUUUUGGAGGACCUUAAACACAAUUGGCAGAUGAUGCAGAAAGCUUUUCUACAACUGCCAAUGCUAACAGACACUAUUCCAAAAAUUCUUAAAAAAACAAAGAUGGAGCAAGAAUUGCGACAGCUCGAAAAGGAUAUAGCGCUCGUAGAAUCGAAUCCUUUCAUUUAUAUUUAUGAAUAAACCGACUAAUUUAUUGAGUGUUCCGUAAAUUAUGAUAAUUUUACUAGUUUUGAUAUUAAUUGGAAGUACACUCUCAUCAAAAUUACAAUUUUUACUCUAGGUGACUUGAUUCUAGUGAUAUUAUUGCGGUUACAACGGCAAAAAGUGCGAAAAGUUAUUUCCAGUUUAUUUAUAUUUCUUUUCUGUUGGCUAUUCAUGUGAGACUGAAUAAAAAUAUUUAA